This is a messenger RNA of Auanema sp. JU1783, 1710 nucleotides long. Lineage: Eukaryota; Metazoa; Nematoda; Chromadorea; Rhabditida; Rhabditidae. The record is from the annotation of a GenBank genome assembly.
AUGAAGAAGAAUGUUAAGGAAAAAGAUGACACUCAACUUCUUAUCAAUAGACAUAACUCAGACGACAUUGGAAAACUUGAAGAUGAUACGAAUUACCACGCAACUAGCCCAAAUUUUCAUGCUCUUCCUCACAUUUUCAAUUUGGUAAACUGUAUAGUUGGAGUUUCUGUUUUAGCAAUGCCAUUUUGUUUCCAACAGUGUGGCAUAUUACUAACUGUUAUUAUGAUAGCGUUCUGUUCAAUACUUACCAAGGUUACAUGUCAUUUCUUAACGAAAAUAUCAUUCUCUUCGAGAAAACGUAGCUAUGAAGCGCUCGCCCUAGCUGGGUUGGGCUCUACUGGGCGACGUUUUGUCGAAAUUAGUCUUCUACUUUUUUUAAUGUCAUCGGUAGUUGCUUAUAUUGUUGUUAUUGGAGACAUCGGUCCACACGUAGUGGCAGAUUACUUAGAGCUUGAAGCUCCCACAUCACGGUUACGAACUCUUGUUUUGAUUGUAAUUAUGUUGUUUGUUGUUUUUCCUUUGUGCUGGAUCAAGGAUUUAGAGACUUUCUCCGUUUUAAGUUCGGCUGCCGUUUUGUUUUAUGCGGUUUUUGUUGUCAGAAUGCUUGGAGAAGCAUUACCUGUGUUAUACGAUGGUAAGUGGAGUAUGAACGUCGUCUGGUGGAGACCAGAAGGUUUCCUUAAAUGUUUGCCUAUAAUUGCAAUGGCUCUUUCAUGUCAGACUCAGCUCUUCUGUGUAAUGCAGUGUAUGAAAGAUCCUUCUGCCCAAAAAGUAGAGAUUGUGGUCUCAUCAGCUAUAAAUUUCUGCUCCGCAAUGUAUGCAGCAGUCGGCUUGUUUGGAUAUGUAGCAUUUUUUGCAAAAGACCUACAUGGCGAUGUUUUGGUUGAACUAGAGUCUUCUUUCUUGACAGAAAUGCUGAAGUUGGCAUUUAUGUUAUCUAUAGCUUUGUCGAUUCCUUUGAUGUUGUUUCCAACUCGAUCAGCUAUGUACAACUUACUGCUCCGAGAUAGCGGUUGUGAUUUACCGUCUGCCUUCAUCGAUUCUCACACUUUUCAUAUUUUAACUGUAAUCAUAUUAGGAUCUAAUGUUAUGGUAGCGCUUCUCAUACCAAACGUUGAAUUCGUGUUAGGAUUGACCGGUUCGCUUAUUGGAUCAUUGGUUACUACUAUAAUUCCAUCGGUUCUGUAUUUAUCUUUGAUCAGGCGCGGGUCGAAUUUGACAACGGUUGCUAAGCUAUGUAUGAUUGUGGGAUUCUCGAUCAUGUUAGGAAGUACAUGGGCUACUCUAAGUGCUGAUCAGCGCAGUUCAAUGGUUGAAAAACCAGUUCCUAAGGAUUCUGUUGUGGACCCCCCUGCUCUGAAAUCACUCGAAAGACUAGAGGAGAAAGUGCUAGAUACUAACUUGAAUAUUUCCCAGAAAUUAGAUGACAUUGCAAACUUUGCUGCUAAGGGUGAUCAGCAAGAGGCAGCUCGACUAAUUGUCGAAAUGAAAGAGCAGCAAGAAGAACAAGUCAAACUCAUAAAAAAACAAGAAGAAAUUGUGGAAGAGCUGAAUAAACAUGUUGAGAAGCAUAAAAUAGCUAGUAUAGAGAACAAUGUUAAAUUAGAGAAAAGCCUGAAUAACACCGAAGAAGAAGAAAAGAAAACAAUAGAUCUUAAAGAUUCUAAAGAGGGUGAUAUUAAAAAAGAAGAAGUGAAGAGCAAUGAAUAG